AUGGACGAGUACUCAGAAGAACAUCUUCAUCAAUCCAAGCAACACUUGAUCAUCACCGUUUCGAUCAUGUUUAUAGUACUGGAAGUGGUAUGCGUGGUCCUGCGCUUUACUUCCAAGUUUGUUGAACGGCUGAAGUUCGGCUGGGAUGAUGCUCUUAUGGUUGUGGGCCUUAUUCUCUGCAUUGCUGAUGCGAGCUGCACAAUAGCUGCUGUAAUAUACGGUGGCAUCGGCCUGCAUCAAAAAAUCGUCCGCCAGAUUGAUCCCGAGAUGCUGGUGACGGCGACCAAGUUCCUCAUCACCACUCCGCUCCUAUACUUUGCCACCGUCGUACCCCCAAAAAUGGCCAUCUUACACCUCUACCUGAGCAUUUUCACUCACAAAACGCUCCGAAAGAUAUGCUUCGGCACCGGAGCAGUCAUCGUUGUCAAUUGGCUUGUUGUCACUAUCGCAGGUCUCGUAUCUUGUCGGCCGCUCAGCUAUUACUGGACUUCGCAAGGAAGCUGCAUUGACAUCAAUGUAUGGCUGCGUUGGGGAGGAUUUGCGCACAUCUUGACGGAUGUUGUCAUGUUGAUUCUGCCGAUGCCAGUGGUGUGGAACCUGCACGCCUCGAGUCGCCUUAAACUGGGUAUUUGGGUUACGUUUCUCAUGGGUAGUGUGGGCAUGGUCUCUUCCAUCAUCCGAUUCCGGGAAUUCUACGUGACUGACGUGCAAGGGGAUGUGACCUGGGCGGCCUCGACUCUGGUUAUCUGGGCUGAAAUCGAGGGUGGAAUCUACCUCAUAGCAGCGUGUUUGCCAACAUAUCGCCCGUUAACGAAGCUCCUCUGGCGUCGCGUUCUCAGGAAGCGCAGCCAGACGGGCGAAUCACUGCAUACGGGAACGGGCCACAGGGCGAGUCAACUGCGACCGGGGCUUACUUCCACACACAAUGAGUCGAAGUUCCCAUGGAUGGAAGCCUCGAGAAGUGAGGAAGAUGUUUUGCGAAUGGUGACCUUGGGCAGUCGUUCAGGUGCGGAUAUCAAGCCGGGGCAAAUUGUGGUGGAGCAUCACUUCUCGGUGCAUUGA
This is a messenger RNA of Aspergillus welwitschiae, 1062 nucleotides long. RefSeq lists its product as uncharacterized. The transcript has 3 exons. Lineage: Eukaryota; Fungi; Ascomycota; Eurotiomycetes; Eurotiales; Aspergillaceae. The coding region runs from base 1 to 1062 and encodes 353 amino acids. The record is from RefSeq and is a predicted model, not a curated record.